AGGGCGGCGGCCGGGCCGUUGAGUGACUUCCGCGCCGUCUCUCGGGCAGCUGCAGGGCCUGCGCACCAUGUUGGGCUCCGGGUUCAAGGCCGAGCGCCUGCGAGUGAACCUCCGCCUCGUCAUCAACCGCCUGAAGCUGCUGGAGAAGAAGAAAACUGAGCUCGCCCAGAAGGCGCGGAAAGAGAUCGCGGACUAUCUGGCUGCCGGCAAGGACGAGCGGGCUCGUAUCCGCGUGGAGCACAUCAUCCGCGAGGACUACUUGGUGGAGGCCAUGGAGAUCCUGGAGCUCUACUGCGACCUGCUUCUGUCGCGCUUCGGCCUCAUUCAGUCUAUGAAAGAGCUGGACUCUGGACUGGCAGAAGCUGUCUCCACCCUUAUUUGGGCUGCUCCCCGGCUUCAGUCUGAAGUAGCUGAGCUGAAGAUUGUCGCAGACCAACUCUGUGCCAAGUAUAGCAAGGAAUAUGGCAAGCUAUGUAGGAGUAACCAAAUUGGCACUGUCAAUGACCGGCUGAUGCACAAACUCAGUGUAGAGGCACCUCCCAAAAUCCUUGUGGAGAGGUACCUCAUUGAGAUUGCAAAGAACUACAAUGUGCCCUAUGAGCCAGACUCUGUGGUUAUGGCUGAAGCUCCUGCUGGUGUGGAAGCAAACUUAAUUGAUGUGGGAUUCGUGGACGAAGCAAAGAAAGGUGGGCGAGGAGGUGGCGGCGGCGGCGGCUUCAUGGCCCCUUUGACUGGCCCUGAUGGGGUUGUCCCGAUGCCUAUGCCGAUGCCAUCUCCCACUCCCCCGUUCUCAUACCCACCUCCUAAAGGACCGGAGAAUUUCAAUGGCCUGCCUGUGGGGACAUACCAGCCUUUCACCGGCCUUCAUCCCCCUCAGAUUCCAGCCACACCUCCGACAUACGAGUCGAUUGAUGACAUCAGCACUGACAAGGAAGUCUCAUCCUCCCACGUGGCUGGGCCUGGGUUGAAGCCAGACGGUGUGGCACAAGCGCCCACAGGACCAUCCAGCUCACAUGAUAAUUUUGUGCUGCCUGAGCUGCCCUCGGUUCCAGACACGCUGCCUGCUGCCUCUAGCACUUCUGCAUCAGAAGACAUUGACUUUGAUGAUCUCUCGCGAAGGUUUGAGGAGCUGAAGAAGAAAACCUAAGAAAGAGGAGCCUGGAAGGGGGUCGGCCGGCCUGCCUGGCUUGCUGCUUCCCCCGUUAGCAUGGAGAAAGGAGCACAUGGCCACACAUGCUCUCUCUCUCUCCUUUUUCCUCCUGGCCUUUCUUUCUGCUGUCCUUACACCAAAUGCCGCUGCUUUUCUGAUGUCCUCUGCUCCUGGAGGGAAACCGUGGAGCCUUUUUGUGAUGGGAGCAUCUGGGGCGAUCUUUUAGCGAAGCUGUGCUUCCUGCGUAGAGCAUUGGAGGGGCAUGGGCUUGCUAUGUGCAGCGCCCCCCCCCCCCGGUUCUGGAAAAAGUUGGGGGGCCGGGCACAGCUUCAAAGGUUCAGGACAAAGUUGUGUGACAAAGCCAGCUCUUCACAGGGGCUGCUGUUGGUCCUAGUUUGCUUUGUUUUGCCUGCUACGUUCUCAGGGAGCCCUCCGGGGCCUUCAUUCCUUUUAUCUUUGAGGUGGAGAACAAUGACAAAAUGUAGGACUGGUGUGGGAAGCGAGACUGUGCCGAGGUUCUGGUUGGCUCAAUGGCCUGCCUACCUGCAGCUGUUGGAGAAAUAGGACCUCUUUCCCUCCUGUAAGGCCCCCUGUCUGCUUUAUGCAGGCCUGGCCCCAUAGCGGCUCUGCCCUAGCUGGGCUUGGAGCCUUGCGCUUGCCUUGUGCAUAACUCGCGCCUCUUUGGUCAUUCAUCUGCCUUACUGACCAAAGCUACUUCAGGCAGCUGCCACUUCACCUCCUGCAAUGGACCAGUGUGGCAGCAGGAGGCAGCCUCUGCUCUCCUUCGUGACAUCUGUCUAAUACUUUCAGCGGCUUUUCUUAGGUUGGUGGGUUUGUACCUUCUCUAGUAACUCAAUAAAAAGUCUCUGGGGGCAGCUGCAGGGGUCACAUACCCCAUCUUGGUUUAUUUUGGUUUAUUGGGGGGGGGUAUUGAAGCAGAGGCAGCAGUAAGUGUGCUAAUUAAGGGGGCUGGAUUCCUGUCUCCUCCCCACCCACCCCACGAUAUGGGUGCAGGUGCCAAACAGCUUAUUUCCUGUUCUCUGUAGUGCCUCUUAGCGUACCUAACACUGAGCUUAAUAUUUGAAGAGUUAAGGGGAAAAUGUCACCUCCCAGUUGCUUCAUCCCUGCUCAAAUUGCGUAACUCCAGUGCUGCUUGCUGGGGUGAGGGGGAAGCCCAUGAACGAAAGGAACAGUCAGAGGUUAGCCUUUUAUUUUGGAUGCCAGGCAGUGCUUCCGUAAGGUCUGUAACAGUGUCCAGUCAGCUGAAAAUACGGGACAUUAGUCGAAACGUUGGAGGAUGGUCAUCCUUUCCUUGUCUGUCACUUAACCACCUUUUUGUCUCGUAGUCCCAGCUCCUGGCUGUGAGAGGUUUGUUUUAUUUGGUAAAGAAACGUGUGCCACUUUCCUCGACGCCCGCUUCGUCGCCAUUUUGCAACAUAUAAAAUCCUAGAGAAAAGAAACUCCCGUUUCCACAGUUACAUGGAGUGCGGGCUGGUGUCUCCCGUUCCCAGCUCGCGACGAGGAGGGGGACGGCGCCUUUUGCAGCUUGGCUGUUUUUUGGGGAGUGGACCGGACUGCUGCCUCAAAGGUCGGAGCAGAGUAGAAGCUGUGGUGGGUUCUUGUUACAAGGGAAGUGAAACUUCCCUGUGACGUUACUAAGGCACUGCAAGGAGAAUCCAGGCAGUGUGGGAAGAGGCAUCUUUUCUGCCUGGUGUGACACUGGCCAACCCCAAGCUGCUUAGUGAGAGAAAAGCUGCUCCCCUAUCCAGCAGAGCUUUUUUUAAAAAACGAAGUUGUGUUUUUCAGUGAGGCCUUGAAGCCGAGCUCCUUGCAGCGUCUGUGCUGAGCUGUCCCGGGGGCGGGAGCCAGUCCUGUGCAGCUUCAUCCUGGGCAGGUACUGGGACCCACCGCUUGAUUCCAAAUAAAAUGGAGAUCUUUAGUUGAA
Molecule: messenger RNA, 3095 nt
Organism: Eublepharis macularius
Lineage: Eukaryota; Metazoa; Chordata; Lepidosauria; Squamata; Eublepharidae
Gene: IST1
Product: IST1 factor associated with ESCRT-III
Exons: 9
Coding region: 68-1147 (359 amino acids)
Biological process (GO): protein transport
Source: RefSeq, a predicted model, not a curated record